This is a messenger RNA of Olea europaea var. sylvestris, 3582 nucleotides long. Its product is annotated as phosphatidate phosphatase PAH1-like. The coding region runs from base 633 to 3323 and encodes 896 amino acids. NCBI's taxonomy places the organism in Eukaryota, Viridiplantae, Streptophyta, Magnoliopsida, Lamiales, Oleaceae. The transcript is spliced from 11 exons. Gene Ontology annotation, molecular function: phosphatidate phosphatase activity. The record is from RefSeq and is a predicted model, not a curated record.
CAGCUACCCAUUUAGGACCGGAACACGACAACAGCUACAAAUUGCCAGCUCUGUCCUUUCCAGCAUUCAAUUUUUACAAGCAAAAUUAGCGAUUUUCUAGAAAUUAAAUCCGUAAUACGAGGUCAAUCAAGAACAGUUUCUUUUGAUCAAAGUAAACCUAUUUAUUUGCUUGACAAAUUGGGAAUUGAAUUUAUGACUGGUUUCUCUUUUAUCCAAAUUGUGUUCAAUUUUUCCCAAGUGCAAACUUCAAAGCCGUGAAGAAUUCUUCUAUUUUAAUAUAUUCAUAUUUGUAUAAACGCAGCACAAGAAGCGGAGACAAGUAAUAUUGAUCUUAUUCGGAAGAAUAAUAUUUGAUUUUAAGCUGUUAGAUAUAUUUCAAUUUGAUCGUUGAGCACGAAGAUUUUCUUAGAAUUCUUGAUUAUAUAUCUUCUAUUCAAGAAGUGAAACAACUGAGAAUUAUGCUUCCUCGGUAUCAUUUGGUGGGAUAAAUUUCAGUUGAUAGUUUAAGAUUCAUUGAUAGAAUUUCGUUGAUUUGAUAUGGAAAUAUCAUCUUUGUAGAUUAGUUGAUAUUUUUGUUCCUAUCUAUUUUUUUCCCAAAAAUUUUGGGUGGUAAUUUUUCGUACAUAAAUCAAAUGAAUGUGGUGGGUAAAGUUAGCAGUUUUAUUACAAAAGGAAUGUACUCUGUUGCCACACCGUUUCAUCCAUUUGGUGGGGCAGUUGACAUAAUAGUUGUCCAGCAGCAAGAUGGAACCUUCCGGAGCACGCCUUGGUAUGUACGAUUUGGUAAGUUUCAGGGUGUUCUUAAAGGGGCGGAGAAAGUUGUCCGAAUAGAAGUUGAUGGAGUUGAAGGCAAUUUUCACAUGUGUCUAGAUAAUUCUGGUGAAGCAUAUUUUGUCAGGGAAGUUGUUUCUGACAAGGACGAAAAGGCAAGCGAAGUCUUAAAGGAUUCUGAUAAUCUUGAAGGCACCAAUAUUGAUAAUUAUUCAGAAGACAAUAGUUUUCUUAUACAAGAGGCUAAUGGUUUUGAUAAUGGUGAAGUAGAGGUGCUAGACAAAUGUGUUACUCUUGGCAGGGAUCGAUUGGAGAUGAACGAGUCUGACAGUGAGCGGGUAUUCUACGAGUUUCAAGAUGAACAAUCUUCUCUAGAGGGUUCUAUUGAGUUAUCGGAAUAUGAUUCCAGUAGAUAUGAUAAUUUAGAUGGUGAGGAGCAUGUGAUAGAAUCACACACUUCGAAUUCAGAAGUAGUUCUGGUGAGUGUGGAUGGGCGCAUACUGACGGCACCCAUCUCAUCUUCGGAGAGGAAUAGUGAAAACUUGCAACUAAGCACGCCUCAGUUUCACCUUGGUCCAGGUGAAGGGUCCGAAGAAUACAAUACCAGUGAAGUUCCAUGGACCACUGGUUAUUUGAGUGAUUUGGACACCUCUACAUGUAAAGCUACUUCCGAACAUGCACAUAAGGUUGACAAUGGCAGUCAAGCUUCUGAAGGAGGUGAAGGGAAUCUCUCUAACGUGCUAGAAAGCCAGAAUGCAUCUAACCAGGGCAGAGACUUUUGCAAGGGAAGUAGUUCAGAAAACACUUCCAAUAGUUUUGAGAGGGCCGAUGUUUUCAAAAGCUGUUUGGAGCUCCAUGAAUUGGCGGUGCAGUCUAUGAAUGCCAUUCAGAAGGACACAGGUUCUUCAAUGCAGAUUCAUGAGUUUGCUGAAGAUCUAAAUGAGAAGUCCCCUCGAAGUCCUUUGAUAAAUGAUGAAACUGAAGAGGGAAAUCUAGGAAAAUCAACAAAUCAAAAUGGAUUAUCUCCCUCAUAUUCUGACUAUCCCAGCACUGUUUCUUUGAAAGAUUUGCCAGGUGAAGUUGAAACCUACGAAAAAAAGGCAUUUGAUAUGGAUCUGAAUGGUACUGAUAGCAUACCUACUGAUCAGAAACCAGCAGAGAAUCUGAUGGAUGCAGAUUUAGAAGCCAAAGGAAUGCAGGGUGACCUGCAAGCACCUGUUUCUGAAGAUGAAUGCCGUCAAGGCGAACAUCUUGACUCUCAUUCUAGAGCUUCAAUUGAAGACAUGAAAGUGGGCUUCAACACUGGAUUAGAGAUAUCUCUUUGUGGGAACUUGCUUCGCGCUGGCAUGGGUUUGAGUGCAGCAGCGGAAGUUUUUGACCGAAACUGCAUAUCGGUGGAGGAAUUUAAAGUUUCUGCCUCAUCAAUUGUUAAAAAUGAAAAUUUAAUUGCUAGAAUUCAAGGGAAAUACUUAAUAUGGGAUAAUGCUGCUCCCAUCAUUCUUGGACUGGCAGCUUAUGGUUUGAAUUUACCUGUUGAGCUGGACAACAUAAUUCCAGUGGAACAGGAAGCAACAGAAGCCAAGGUUGAUGAAUCUGGAUUGUCUUCAACUCCUUCUGGACGCACGUGGAGGCUCUGGCCAAUUCCAUUUAGGCGGGUCAAGACACUUGAGCAUACUGGCAGCAACUCAUCAAACGAGGAGGUCUUUGUUGAUUCUGAAUCUGUCUCAGAGAGCCAACUUGUCGAACCAACUCCAACUCCUCGUGCUACCAGCAAAUCUCCUAGGAAGCAAGUUAUAAGAACAAAUGUUCCCACCACUGAUCAGAUAGCUUCUUUAAAUCUCAAAGAAGGACAGAAUAUGGUGAAUUUCAUCUUCUCCACAAGGGUUCUUGGAAGUCAGAAGGUUGAAGCUCAUAUAUACCUGUGGAAGUGGAAUACACGAAUUGUAAUUUCUGACGUUGAUGGGACGAUUACUAAGUCUGAUGUUCUCGGUCAGUUUAUGCCUUUGGUUGGGAGGGACUGGACUCAUUCUGGAAUAGCUCGUCUUUUUUCUGCAAUUAAGGAGAAUGGGUAUCAGCUGUUAUUUCUGAGUGCACGAGCGAUUGUUCAAGCAUACUUAACUAAGAAUUUUCUAUUCAAUCUAAAGCAGGAUGGAAAAAGCUUACCAAAUGGACCUGUUGUGAUUUCACCUGAUGGCCUAUUUCCCUCAUUGUACCGGGAAGUUAUAAGAAGAGCUCCUCAUGAGUUCAAGAUUGCCUGUUUAGAGGAUAUCAAAGCACUUUUUCCUGCCGACUAUAACCCGUUUUAUGCGGGUUUUGGAAACAGAGACACCGAUGAACUCAGUUAUCGGAGAAUAGGGAUCCCGAAAGGCAAAAUCUUUAUCAUUAAUCCCAAGGGUGAGGUAGCCAUUAAUCACCGUAUUGACGUGAAGUCAUACACUUCAUUGCAUACUCUGGUGCAUGACAUGUUCCCACCAACAUCACUGGUCGAGCAGGAAGAUUAUAACUCGUGGAAUUAUUGGAAAAUGCCCUUGAUAGAUAUCGAAAACCGGUAGAAGUUUUCUUUACUGGUGAGCAAUGUUGGACAAAUUUCUUCUCUACCAGGAUUUUGGUAAUCAUUCCCAGUUUUGCUGUAAAACAAGGUUCUAGCAAGCUCAUUUAAAUGUAAAAAAACUCGUUAUUGUAAUGAACAUGCGCGUAGCUCAUAAGCUCCUCAUGUACGAAUAAUUUCUUGUUAGUUUUCCCUCAUGAUUCUUUUACUUCCAUUUUUCGGUCUAUGCUAUUAGUCCUUUUAUCGGCAUGCCUGUUUUUCUU